ACCUAGUCGCAACGUUGAACGUCCAAAGAUGAUGAUCGGAGAGACCACCCGUCGCAAUACCACCGUCCAAAUACCACAGUGGGAUCCCUUUGAUGAUCCGACGGUCGCCAUUACCUCCCCGUUCUCCGUCGCUGAUAUUGACGGCAAUGCCAAUGGCGGUGUUCCUGAUUAUCCUCAAUCUCCUCUCCUCGACUCGCUAACGGCGCUGCACCGUUACCUGCCGUCGAACGAGUUUGUUGACUCGGACCCUCUGAGUGACGAAUCUGAUUUCCCCGUUGAUGCGUUUUCGUGCGACCAUUUCCGUAUGUACGAGUUCAAGGUCAGGAGGUGCGCACGGGGAAGGUCGCAUGACUGGACUGAAUGCCCAUUCGCUCAUCCGGGAGAGAAGGCUCGCCGGAGGGAUCCUCGCUUGUAUCACUAUUCCGGUACGGCUUGUGCCGAGUUCCGUAAAGGCGGUUGCAAGAAAGGUGACUCGUGCGAGUUCGCUCACGGCGUCUUUGAGUGCUGGCUUCACCCGGCCCGUUACCGGACUCAGCCGUGCAAGGAUGGGAUGGGUUGUCGUAGACGUGUUUGCUUUUUCGCCCACUCACCAGAACAGCUUCGUGUUCUUCCUCAGCAGAGUCCGAGAGGAAACGGGUCCGGGUCGGGUGAUAUGGAUUUUGAGUCGCCGAUGCGGCACCAUAUUGAUUCAUACCUGAAGGCCGGAUCAUUCGUUUCAUCGCCUACUUCAAUCCUGGCGUCACCACCAGUUUCACCGCCUUCGGAUUCGCCGCCAAUGUCGCCCAACAGUCCUCAACUUACUGUUGGAUCUUUCAACUCUGUGAGUGAUCUGGUCGCAUCAAUGCGAGGAUUACAGUUGGGCAAAGCCAGGAUGGGUUUGCGCGGAUCUGGAUUGGGUUCUCCACGCAGAUCAAUGCUCCAUUCUGGUUUCUGCAGUCUGCCUUCAACUCCAACAAGGGUGGUGCCUCGUUCCGGAGCGAGUAAAUUCGAUCAGUGGGACACUUCUUGUGGAGAGGAGCCUACAAUGGAAAGGGUCGAGUCUGGGAGGGAUCUCCGGGCGAAGAUGUACGCUAAACUGAGGAAGGAAAACUCUCUGGGCCGGGUCGAAUCGGGUCAAUCGACAGCUCCGGAUGUUGGUUGGGUCUCUGAACUAGUGAAGUGAAGGAGAAGCUGAGUUCAGUCUCAUCUUCUAUUUUGAUUAUUUCUGCUGUUUUUGGCUAACGGUUAUUGAUUUCGGUGGCCUUUGACUAAUCUCUGACAUGUAAAUGUGAAGUUGAAUCUGGUAAUUCCAUUUGCCCUCUGUGAAUACAAGUCCGGUGCGGAGAGAUCUCAAGAAUCUCUAUUUUGUGGUUUUCGUUGUUUUGACUUGGAGAAGAAGAAGAAGAUCAAGAAAUUUAAGUUUUGUACAGGCAUGGAGGAUUUGUUAGGGGCUGCCGAAGCAUGGUUUGCUUCAUUUUGUCUCUGAAUCUUAUAAUUUUUUUGUUCGAAUCUCUGUUUAAUUGCCUCGGAAAAUAUCAUCCCUGUAAGUUCUAUGUUCAUGUAUAAGAACAUCCUCUGUUUAUUUCUACUCUGUGUAAUGAAUUUCAAGUUGCCCAUCUACACAUUAAAAUU
Messenger RNA from Tripterygium wilfordii, 1611 nucleotides. Its product is annotated as zinc finger CCCH domain-containing protein 23-like. The record is from RefSeq and is a predicted model, not a curated record. Gene Ontology annotation, molecular function: metal ion binding. The transcript has a single exon. Lineage: Eukaryota; Viridiplantae; Streptophyta; Magnoliopsida; Celastrales; Celastraceae. The coding region runs from base 29 to 1162 and encodes 377 amino acids.